GGGACUUGCCACAGCAGCAUCUGCAAUGUCUUCAGCACCAGGAAAGUUAUCCCGUGAGGAGUUCCGUCGCCAAAAGGACCUCGAUGCCGCUCGUAAAGCCGGAACAGCACCGGCAGCUCUUGAUGAAGAGGGCAAACCCAUCAACCCCCAUAUCCCUCAAUACAUCUCGCAGGUACCGUGGUAUGCGGAUACGGGUGCUCCUACUCUCGCGCAUCAGCGGCGCCAAGCGGACGACCGCUCGGCAAACAAGCUCGAUGGCUGGUAUGACCGUGGCGCGAAAGCUGGGCCAGCUGCCAAGAAAUACCGCAAGGGCGCCUGCGAGAACUGCGGCGCCAUGACGCAUAAAAAGGCGGAUUGCCUGGAGCGCCCGCGCAAGAAGGGCGCGCGCUGGACGAACAAGGACAUUGCUCCGGACGAGGUUAUCCAGGAGGUGGAGCCGGGAUACGAUGCGAAGCGGGACCGGUGGAACGGGUACGAUCCGAGCGCGUACACGAAGGUGUACGAGGAGUACAACGCUAUGGAAGCGGCGCGGCAGAAGGUGCGGGAGGAGGAGAUUGACAAGCAGACGACGACGGACCUGGCAGCGGUGAGGAAGGUGGCGAAGGCGGGGAAGGGUGACAAGGAGAAAGAAGGAGAUGAUGAAUUCGGGAGCAGUGAUGACGAGGAUGAAGACGAAGAUAAAUAUGCGGAUGCGGCAGAUGCGGUCGGGCAAAAGCUGGAUACCAAAACACGUAUCACAGUCCGAAACCUGCGUAUACGAGAAGAUACGGCCAAGUAUCUGCUCAACCUCGACCCGGAAUCCGCCUACUAUGACCCGAAGACGAGGUCCAUGCGUGAUAACCCACUCAAGCACCUUCCCCCUGAAGAGGCGAAAUUUGCAGGUGACAACUUCCUCCGUUAUUCUGGUGACGCUCCAGAGGUUCAGAAGCUGCAGCUAUUCGCAUGGAAUUCCGAACAACGCGGCUCCGAUGUACAUCUCCAGGCCAACCCUACCGCGGGCGAGCUCCUUCAUCACGAGUACAAACAGAAGAAGGACACGCUGAAAGACAAGAACAAGGUCAGCAUCCUGAGCAAAUACGGCGGUGCGGAAUACCUCGAGGCCGCACCGAAGGAGCUCCGACAAGGGCAGACGGAGGAAUACGUCGAGUACAGCAGGACUGGGCAGGUGGUCAAGGGGCGCGAGAGGAUAAAAGCCAAGAGCAAGUAUGCCGAGGAUGUGUACAUCAAUAACCAUACCGCCGUGUGGGGCUCAUGGUACGACAUAUCUUCUGGGACUUGGGGCUAUGCAUGCUGUCAUUCGACCGUGCAUGCGUCUUAUUGUGCUGGCCAAGCUGGUAUAGAAGCCACUCGUGCUUCUACGGCUCAACAUCUACUCUCCAAUGCUCCCGCCUCAUCAUCACCACCUCCUCGGGCUAAACCUCUCAUCGACGAUCAACCAUCGUCGUCAUCCAAGGAUAUCGGCAAAGACGCCGAGGAUCGCCGGAGACGGGCUGAGGCCGCCUUUUCGAGCAAGAAGAGGUUGGGAGAGGGGGAGCUCGAAUUCGAUCGCGAGAAGCUGUCGCGGGCGAUCAAUGAGGAGAAGAAGCGAAAGGGCAGGGAUACAGACGGGGACGAGAGAGAGGGGAAGCGGAAGAAGGAUACUACCGAGGUUUCCGAGGAGGAUUUGGAAGCAUACAGGAUGACCAGGAGGAUGACGGAGGAUCCGAUGGCCAACUAUGUGGACACCGAUUACUGAUAUGGUAUUAUCCUACUGCGUGUCCGGUAGUUUCAUUUUGUCGCGGCAAUGCCAUCUGUAGGUCCCAGGCGGGGUCCUGGCCGUUGUACUACUUACCUUGCUUUCAUAAAAAAAACACUGUAGCGAC
Molecule: messenger RNA, 1862 nt
Organism: Punctularia strigosozonata HHB-11173 SS5
Lineage: Eukaryota; Fungi; Basidiomycota; Agaricomycetes; Corticiales; Punctulariaceae
Product: pre-mRNA-splicing factor SLU7
Exons: 4
Coding region: 26-1735 (569 amino acids)
Biological process (GO): mRNA splicing, via spliceosome
Cellular component (GO): spliceosomal complex
Molecular function (GO): pre-mRNA 3'-splice site binding
Source: RefSeq, a predicted model, not a curated record